UAUGCACAAUUGGCAAGCCUUUCAAAAGACUUAUUGUUGAAAUUAUGAGCAUUCCUUCAUCUUCUUAUGAAAAAAAUGCCUAUUUAUCCCUGGAACAAAGCCUUCAGAGUGUUAAUUUUGACGAGUUUGAUGAUGUACCAAACAUCAAUAGCGAUAUAUCUACUAAAGAAACCGUUACGUUGAAUUUGGAAACAGAUGAAUUGCAAGCAAACGGCGCGUUUUUUGAAGCUACAGAAGUUGAGGCAAUUCUAGCCCCAGACAAAGAAAGCCCAAAUGCGAAUAAAACAACUGAUCAAAAUUUAAUUGCUGAAGCUACUAAUUCGGUUAAGCCAAUAAACUCGCCCGAAAGCUCUGUUUCAAAUACAGGCCAAGAAAAGAAACCAAGUAACGUCAGAGGAAAAACACAAUUGUCUAAAAAGGAGCUGUUGAAUACAAUAUCUAAGCCAAUUAUACCCCCGAUAAUUCCUAAUGAAGUUCUACUAUCGCCUUGGCGAACUGAACCGAAGCAUCAAAACUUUACAAAUAUCGAAGCUGCCAAAAAUAUUUAUCACAGACAGAAAACAACAGAUGAUAUAAACCAUUUUCCAAGCGGUUCUUCAAUCUCCAAAGACGAAAUCUUACAUCUUAAAAGAUCGCAUAGCGCUUGUAAAGCUAAAAGCACCAAAAAAACAUCAUUCGAAGGCAACUACCGUUCUGGUGGCGACUCAACAUCCGACCAUUUGAACUACGAUUACAUAAUACCGGUGAAAAACAAUAGCAUUGACGUAACAUUUGACAGAAAGAAGAGUUAUGACGUAACAUUGGCUGCAAAUACUCAUGACUAUUGCGCAACAUGUCUGACGCCGAGUAUUGCGACGACUGCCGAAGGAAGCUGUGCGUCUUCCCCUGGUUGCGAGAAACACUUUCCGGAACUCCGAGCAUCCUGCCCGCAAUUAGCCGCUCAACGAAAGUUUUCCCUCGUUCGACCUGGAUCCGUCCGAGAUUCAACAGAGUCGGACUGCUUCUCUAACCCCAAAUCCCCCAUCCAGCAACAGGAAAACAAGAACAAGACCAGAGCCAACAGUCUCCUUGAUCCUUACUCCAGCACAGGUCAACUCCAGAAGACAAGUUCAAUAAUACCAGCGACUGCUCUGCUCAACCCAAACUACAAGCACAAGAUCAACCAAAUCCAGAGAAGUCCGUCCUUGGCUAGCAGGGGCGUCGAUCUCCGAAGAAAAAGGUUGUCGAGUGUGGGCACAACUGGCAUCAACAACGGACUUUCAACAGUCUCCGUGAACGUGAGUGUGUCGCACCGUCCCUCAGUGGCCCCCUCUGUGACCAGACUGUACAGUGUGGCCAAGUUGAUAGAGGACAGUGAGAACAUGGUGCUGAAGAGGAGCAAGAAGUCCUUCCAGACCAAAGUGUACAACUUCCUCGAGAGACCCAGUGGCAAAUUAUGCAUCACGUACCACAUUUCAGUGAGAUCUUUCUGCUGCUCUUUUUCGCCACGGAGUACUUCAUCCGAGUGUGGUCUGCAGGGUGUAGAGUGAAGUACAGGGGGUUCAAAGGCAGAUUCAGAUUCGCCAGGAAACCAGUCGCAUUCAUCGAUUUGUUUGUGAUCUUGGCUUCAAUUGUGGCCCUUCUCUCUGACUCAGACAGCAGAAUAUUCGCAGGAGCCACCAUCAGGGGUAUCCGAUUCCUGCAGAUGUUGCGGAUGUUGCAUGUGGACAGAAAGGGGGGCUCCUGGAGACUCCUCAGCUCAGUAGUGUACAUCCAUAGACAGGAACUCAUCACCACUCUCUACAUUGGCUUUCUCUGUCUCAUUUUCGCAUCUUACUUGGUCUACCUGUUCGAAUUCAACGCCGGAUCAUCUUCACAAUCUUCGUCGUCAACUUCAGCCAACUUCUUAGUGUUAGACUCCUCAAAGUCUGAGUCAUCGAACAGACCUCCGGAUCCAGGGGUGUGGUCUACUCUGUUCCCUCCUAAUGGGUUAAGCAGAAGGAGUGCUGAAAAAGAUGGUGACGAAACAAGUGCGACUGGAUCAUCGGAAACAGGAGAAGGAGACGGAGACGGGGGAGGUUGCUCAUGUGCUUCGACUUCUAGUCGGGGGUCUCAUUUCGCCCCUCCUCCUAGGAGAGGAGGAAGAAAAGAGGAGGGGGCGAGUGCAUUCGGGAACUACGCCGAUGCUCUGUGGUGGGGAAUUACAACAGUGACUACGAUCGGCUACGGGGACAUCGUCCCACAGACUUGGAUGGGCAAAGUGGUAGCCUCCAUAUUCAGCGUGUUCGCCAUAUCCUUCUUCGCACUUCCCGCGUGCACGUGGCGAUGCUACUCCGUCCACCCCAAAGUAGAACUGGACAUCGCCUGGAAAGUGUUCACCAAAGGAAGAGUGGGAAUGGGUCUCAAAGAUUCUGACGAUUCAGUCCGGGGCAAUCUGUUCGAUGGGGGAAGCCAUAACAGAUGUCCGUCUACGUCUAAGAAGGAGAGCACGAUUGAUUUUCUUAAAAGGAAUAUUGAGAGUGGAUCCAGCAAACUCAGAGCCUCAAUGUCAUCUAUAUCCGAGUUCAACCGGAAGGGAUCUUCAUGUAUCACAAUCUCUAGAUGCAACCCCGAACAGACAGGGGAUCCAGAGAGUAUCUACAAGUGCCAAGACCCCUCGUGUAGCUACCCCAGCUGCAACACACACAAGAGCAAACUGCCUGUCAUCAGCAUAGAUCAGGCAGCCAACAAUCAGCAGAACACUACAGUGUCGAAUGGGAAAACCCUGGCAAUUGUCUGUAAUAUCGGCAACAACUUGACCAAUCCCAGUGGAGGCAGUGGUGGCGGGGGUCCUGCUGAAAAGAAAGACUCUCUCUCGCCCAGGCAGUUUUACGACUUUGAGAACUUCAACUACUACAAUGACGACAAAGAUUACAUGGAAAGCGAUUCGGAGCUUUUAACAAUACCCAAAUUGACAGUCUCUCACAAGAAUGCUAUUCGCUGGGUGCGCACUCUUCAGUUUCUGGUCGCCAAGCGCAAAUUUCAGAAUUGCAGACAGCCGUAUGACGUAAGAGAUGUGAUGGAGCAGUACUCUCAAGGUCACAUCAGCAUGAUGGUGAGGAUAAAGGAGCUGCAGAGAAGAUUGGACCAGAAUCUAGGCAGGACAGGACCUCAAUACGACUCUGCGUACAACGAUGGUCGCUACAAAAACUGUGCUAUAGCUCGACUCUCUAGACUCGAGACGCAGAUGUGCAUUAUCGGAGACAGAGUGGAAGAAUGUGUCUCUAUACUACGCAGACAACAACAGGAUAGGUACACAUCAUCACACCAUACACAAUCAUCAAGCAGACCAGACACGCCCCAUCUAGAAUUUUCUAGAACAAACAGCAGAGCUAAAAAGAAACAAGGACUGCAACAUGCGAACCUAUCGAGAAAUAGACUGAGCAUGGAAGACAAAAACGAUGAAGAAGAUUUGUAAAUUGAGAUGAAACUGGAAAAAAAUAUAUUUAAUUUCGUAUUUUAUUUUCAAAGAGCACAUCGAUCUAGCGAGCAUCUUUAACCUUGCAUCAUCAUCGGUACUGAAGUUAUAUAACUUUAAAUCACUACUUUCAAUAUGUGUUUUUCUAUCAAAGUUUUACAAAUGGUUGAAAAUAUGCUGAGUUGGUUGCCCUGAUUGUUUUUGAGUAGUUUUCUUAAUCAUCUUUCAAAUAAUUGAAACGCAUUUGGUUUAGAUCAUUGAUUGGGGUUGAUGGUAAAAUGAUGUAAUGUCGAUUUUUUGAAUAUUGUUUGUGCAAACGGAAUUAUCCUAUACCAGAAAAAAAUCAAUUUAUUGUUAUGUUAAUUUAAAUAGUGCCGUGCUAACUGAAGACCGUACAUUUAAAACUCUGGAAAAUUUCAGAUACAACAUAAACAAAAUUAUAAACACCUGUUGACAACUCCUUUUCUUUAAUUUCUAAUUAUAAUUUCAAAUUAUAAUUAUAUUCUUUCCAAUUUUGAAAUUAUACUUCGAAUUUCUCUCACAGUGCCGAAAAAACUCAAUAUCACCACCCAAACAAACUCUAUUUUCUACUUGUUGUUUCUUCAAUUUGUAGUUUAGAAAACUCUAUUAUUUUCUACUUGUUGUUUCUUCAAUUUGUAGUAUGGAAAACUCUAAUCAAAUGAAUGAAGCGAAGUUCUAUCCUCC
Messenger RNA from Symsagittifera roscoffensis, 4141 nucleotides. RefSeq lists its product as uncharacterized. Gene Ontology annotation, biological process: potassium ion transmembrane transport. Gene Ontology annotation, molecular function: voltage-gated potassium channel activity. Gene Ontology annotation, cellular component: voltage-gated potassium channel complex; membrane. Lineage: Eukaryota; Metazoa; Xenacoelomorpha; Acoela; Convolutidae. The record is from RefSeq and is a predicted model, not a curated record.